AUGAGGGCCCAGACUUCAGGGCUGUGCCAACAUAAGAUGUCGAUUGGUCUGCAAAACUAUAUGCUCGCCGUCUUCUACAGCCUCCACCAGCUCCUGGCUCCCUUCAUGGACGGUGGCCUCCUGAACUACGUGUUCAUUAAGUCUCAGAGCGUCAACUCAUCAACUGUCAUACAAUUGAGCCCACAGUUGGAGUCAGGUGGCAGUGACCUUGUCAAACUGUUGCUUCAAGUCCUCAGUGACCUCCUCACACAACCUAACAUCUCAAACGAGGUGUUGGAAGUUAUUCCAGAAGCCCUGGGUGGUGGUCCAAAAGCAGUGGAGGCAUCCAAGACCAGUCAGUCUUCGCGAAAGUUCGUAUGGCUGAUAAUGGCUUGGUGUCUGUGCAGCCUGGUACCAUUGCUACUUGCCAGCUUUACCAUCUAUUUGGCUUUUAGAUUGCACUGGCGUUGCAAAGGAAAGAUCAGCAUGACAAAUCGA
Protopolystoma xenopodis is the source of this 477-nucleotide messenger RNA. NCBI's taxonomy places the organism in Eukaryota, Metazoa, Platyhelminthes, Monogenea, Polystomatidea, Polystomatidae. The record is from the annotation of a GenBank genome assembly.